AGCCACUGGGUGAAUAUGGAGUUUCUAAUCAAAGCUCUUCACAGCAAAGGACAUGUGAUUGAUGUGGUGCGCACAAACAAGAGUUGGUAUGCAAAAGAGGACUCUGCCUAUUACAAUGCUAUAACAGUGCCAGUCAGAGAGAGCUUUGAUGAAGAGUUCAUAAAACCUAUUCUUAAAAAAUUGUUUGAAAUUGAGAGGAGACAAAGCUCUGUGUGGACUUUUGCAAGUUUACAAUUUGAGAUGUUUGGUGCAAUGACAAAAAUUCACGGCAUGGUUUGUGAGAUGGCCAUGCACAUGUUUGAGGAUAAGAACUUAAUGAAGGAACUCAAGGAGAGUCAGUAUGAUCUAGUUCUCACAGAUCCUGCUUGGGGUGCUGGAGUUUUAUUGGCUCAUUAUCUUCAACUUCCUAUGGUAUACAAUGUGAGGUGGAUUACAAGUGGGGAGGGACAUUUUGCCAUUUCACCCUCAUCUUUAUCUUACAUCCCGAUGACGGGAUCAGGCCAUUCAGAUAAGAUGACCUUUACUCAAAGAAUGAAAAAUUUGUUGUUUUAUUUGCUGAUGGACAUUCAACACAAGUUCUUGAUUAAACCACAAUACCAGGCGGUGUGUGAUAAAUAUUUUCUUCCUCAUGUUGAUUUCUAUGAACUUCUUCAGGGAGCUGAUAUUUGGCUGAUGAGGGUUGACUUUGUAUUUGAAUUUCCACGUCCAACUAUGCCAAAUAUUGUUUAUAUGGGGGGAUUCCAGUGUAAGCUAGCCAAGAAACUUCCUCAACAUCUGGAGGACUUUGUAGAAAGCUCAGAUGAACAUGGUAUCAUUAUCAUGUCUUUGGGCACAUUUGUAAGUGAACUACCACAUGACAUAACUGAGGAGAUCGCUGCUGCUUUUGCUCAGCUUCCACAGAAGGUCAUCUGGAGACACACUGGAAAGAGACCAUCUACAUUAGGCAACAACACCUUAAUGGUAAAGUGGAUGCCACAGAAUGAUCUGCUGGGACAUCAGAAGACCAGAGUUUUUGUAUCUCAUGGGGGAACCAAUGGAGUCCAAGAGGCCAUAUAUCAUGGCAUUCCUGUAGUUGGAUUGCCUUUAUUUUUUGACCAGUAUGACAACCUCCUUCGACUAAAGGAAAGAAGGAGUGCGAAAAUUCUUUCCUUAAGAACAAUAAAUAAGAGCAUCUUCCUCCAGGCUCUACAGGAGGUACUUCAUGAACCUUCCUACAGAAUGAACAUGCAGAGACUCUCUAGUCUGCACAGAGAUCAGCCAAUGAACCCCCUGGACCGAGCUCUCUUCUGGAUUGAGUUUGUCAUGAGGCACAAAGGUGCCUCUCACCUUCGUACUGAGUCCUAUAAAAUGCCCUGGUAUACCUAUCACUCUGUUGACGUAGUUGUAUUUUUGCUGUCUAAUGCAUGUCUUAUUAUAGUGACAUUUGUUGCCCUGGUUAGGUGUUUUUAUGGGGCGUGUUAUAAAAGAAGGCCAAAAAUAGAUUAG
This is a messenger RNA of Chanos chanos (milkfish), 1485 nucleotides long. RefSeq names its product UDP-glucuronosyltransferase 2C1-like. NCBI's taxonomy places the organism in Eukaryota, Metazoa, Chordata, Actinopteri, Gonorynchiformes, Chanidae. The coding region runs from base 16 to 1485 and encodes 489 amino acids. Gene Ontology annotation, molecular function: UDP-glycosyltransferase activity. The record is from RefSeq and is a predicted model, not a curated record. The transcript has a single exon.